AUGGAGCCACAGCUGAAGCCUCUAAUCGCCUGCAGACCUCCUGCUCACCGCUGUGGAAAACAGAGGUCAAUGAGAGGGAAAAUGAUAUCUGGCUCUGCGAGACCCUGCAGUUUACUCCUUACCGCAGAAAAGUUCCUGUAGCUCAGAAAACGCAGAACAAACACAAGAACCGAAGGUGAAAGACAAUACAAGGAGAGAGUGACUGUGUGAUGGAUUAAAACUGUGCAGAGAGAUGAAGGUAUGUGGUUUCAUCCCUUUGUACCUCAACAAUGAUUUUUUUGUCAAUUAACACCAAGGAUGAGGUGAAAUCACCAAUGAUGUAAAGGUUACCAAAGUCAACACAGAGAGAAAGUUCCCCACAGGAGCUGUAAGAACAAACCUGUCGAGCUCUAAAUUUCUCUUCACAGAUUUUUAUAACAAUUUUCAAUCUUGCCUAUGAAUGGUGUUUGUAUAAUGGGGUAUAAAUACAUGCAUUUACAGACCUCAGGCCAGUCCAUCAUCGACUGAGUCUGAUUGCAUCUCCAUGAAGAAAUGAUCAUAAAUGUUCUUCCUUGAGCUGCGUCUCCCCGCCUCAGUUGAUGAUGGACUGGUCGAGGUCUCGCUACAAACAAACGGCUGCUGGAAGAGAGUAGGUGAGUUGUGUUUAGUCUCUUUCUAAAGAAAUUAGGCAAAGUUAAAAAGAUGUUUGAUGGCUUUUGCUAUGGGUAGGACCCUAUACUGUUGAUGAAGCUAUUAGCUGUUCUAAGCAUUAUUUGUGGCUAUAGAGUGGCAUUUUGGUUGAGGCUUGCGCGUGGAGAUGUAGACAGCUGUGUAUUGCUAUGUAUUGUCAGAAGCCCCUCACAGGGACUUAAAGGCACCAUGAGGAGUUUUUAACCGGUCAAAGAACAGUCUGGAACCGAUACUGAUGCCUCUUUAGGACCUUCAAAAUAAAAGCAGACCAUCAGCAACAAGGCUGUAGUAGUUUUUAAUCUUUAAAACUGCCCUGCAGACCGAAAAAUCUGUAUUUUUUUUUUAUUCGGUGACAAGGGAAAAGAUUUGGUUUGAAAACACUGCCUUCAUAUGAGCAGGACCAGAGUUAGGAGGUAUCAGUUUGUCCACAGGGGGCGCCAGUAUCACACAAACAUUCCUCACAGGAGCUUUAAAAUGUAUGAAGACUUAAGGACUAUAAUAUGUCAAAGAAAUAAGCUUAGUGAAUAAAAUAUCAAGUAAAAAAAAGUCAAUUUGGCUUUACGAAAUUAGAAUUUGAUUUUUUGAUAAACUUUUAAUAAUAGACAAGUGCUGAAAGAGUUGCUUAGGGAUGGACAAAAUUAGUUUUGGCUUCAGCUGACACUUCAGUAAGUCAUCUUACAAUUAAUUCAUAAAUCUUUCAUAAGUUAAAAAAAAUAACUAGAAACUCUCCUUUCUAAACAGCAACAUCAUACCAAGUUAUCAACUGUUCAUGCACAGGUGGCUUAUGACUUGUAUGUCAUAAACACUUUCUGCAUAGGAGUUGAAAUCGAUUCAGCAAAACGUUAUUGUUAUGGUGGUUAUAAAAAGAUACUCCCCAAUUAACUUUAAUUCUAUAUAAUUGGCCAGUAAAGCCCAUUUAAGUACCAUAGCUCCUAUUUUGAUAUUAUCACUGGAAUUUUCCAUUUUGAGAGAUAAUACAGUGUCUGCAACAGCAGCUGGAAACUCAAAGCCUUCUAUAUAUUUAAAAUAUUCAGUUACAUCCAAAAAACACACUGACUCUACCUUCUUUCGGCUUGAACUCUCCUCAAGGUGAAAGUCUGGAGAGAUCAGAGGGAGUGGAAAGACAAGGACCGGGGGGGAGAAAGGAGGCGGAGUUUGGAGGAAUAGUUUGGUUUUACGCACCAGACACACAUACAUGCUCCAGUCAGUGGAAAGUCAUCAGUUUGAGCUCGCAGGAGUCCACGGAGGAUUUUAACUAUCUGUUAUAUUAUACACCAGAGCUGCACGAGCGCACGCACUGCUCCGAUCGUGCAGAGAGGGAGUCUCACGAGAGCAUCUCCAGAGGCUGCUGGUGCGCAAGGAGAGGUGAGUUCACACCGUGUUUAUACGAUCAAGAGACUCAACAGUCAGCGUCGUAAUGUGAAAAAAUAGUUAAAAGUUUUAUUAAAAUUAAGUUAACGUGAGUUUGCAUCACUUAAAAAUCUUCAAGCUGUUAUGUGUGUGGCUUGUAUGGUUCCUCACCUGUCAUAACCUGCUACAAAACGCUGCGUAAUUUACGCAUUAAGUACAUUUUAACAGCUUUUAAACAUGUUUUGAUCAAUCCGUGAAGAGAUUAAGUGAACAGUACUAUUAUUAAUCAAGAGUUCACUGCUAAAUGAUUGAAAAGGCCAAGAUAACAUCUUCAUUUAGUGCUAAUUCAAGCUGUAAGUUUGGUAUAAUGACUGUGAGAUUUCCUUGGUUGCUGAUUUCCUUCAGCAGAGCCACGUUCCAGCUCGGACCAUUUCAGACAUUGGUUUUACCAGACAAGCACCUGCUGGUGUUUUCUCCCCAAUUUUGCAACCUUAGGUGUAAUUUAACAGUAAAAGUAUCAAGACACUAACUAAAGUCACUUGAUAUUGACCCCCCACACCCAGGAUGUACCAAAAAGGAUGUUCUGUUUUGAGGGAGGGGAUAUAGUGUGUUUUAUUGGGGUUGGGGGCUUGUGUGGGGUCCAAAGUGAGUAACUGAUACCGUGAAUAAGUGCUGCAGCCUCUUUUUUCAAGUAGGGUUUAUGAGAAGAAGAACAAGGAGACCUUUGAGGAAACAAUCUCCUUCUUUAGUGUUUAUUGAAUUGGCUCCAGUGUGACAGAAUGAGACCUCAUAUCUCGAGAAUGAAAGCAUUAUCGGUUGUGCAUUUGAAGGCGUGUUAAGAGUCAAUUAAGUCUUGUUCAGUGAGAGUGAUGUCAUGUCUCCUUUCAGAUUACAAACUUUAUUCUCGAGACUCAGCAAACUCUCCCCCAACCACCACCAACCCCCAACCUCCUCUAGCACCGCUCAUAGUUUCCAUCACCGCACACCAUCCCCUCCCCAUCAUCACGCUCCAAUCCAUUUGGGUGAAAUUAAUAGAUUCAUUUGAAACAAUCCAGCUCUGACUGAAGUCACCCCCUACAGAAAUGGGACUGUUUGUGUGUGUGGCACACAUAAAAAAAAAAACAGUUCCUCACUUUUCUUUUCUUAGAAAACAGAGGGCGGAAGAAAAAUACUUCUCCUCUUCUUUUUUUUUCUCUCAGAGCUUGAACCACACAAUUUUGCCACGUUUUGACCACAGUCGCAUUCUUCUGAAAUUUUUGUGUUGGGCGAAGGUUGGCCAAGUGUACAAUCACUGGAGGCGAGCCAGAAAAAAAGGGAGAGUUAAGUGGAGAUGAUGCUUGAUUGUCGAGGGACUGACGGUCUUAAAAAAACAGAUGAAUCAGUCUCACUCACACCGCUGUCUUUUCCAUUUCCUAUUUCCGCUGUAAAGCCUGGGAAGAGUUGCAAAGAAGCAGUUUGACACUGUGGGAUACUCAUUCAUGUUUGUUUCCCGCUAAGUGAGACAAAUCAUUUUGAAUUGACUGAACUAGAUAUAAAUUGAGAGGCCUUUUAAAGUAGUCAGCUGUCAUUUUGUUUUAUUAAACAAAGUGAAAACAAAAAAAGUCAAGCAAAUUUUUUUAGGGUGCAAAGAUGUGACGGUUUGCUAUUCCUGUGAGUUAAAAUGAUAUUCCAGCGUAAAAAUAAUUUACACCAUAACACCGAGUUAGACACCCCCUCAAGAGAUGAUUGUUGCCAACCACUUUCUUCUCUAGUUAUACCAACUUUAGUAACAACCGCACGAUAGCACUAUACAGCGGUCUGAGGAGCCUUAACCAAAACGCCACUCUAAUGCCACAAAUAAUGCUCAGAACAGCACCUAACUUCAUCAACAGAACAUAUAGGUUCUCAGCCACAGCACUAGUCACCAAACAUCUCUUUAGCUUAGCCGGAUUUCUUUAGCAAAGAGACAAAACACAACUCACCUACUCUCUUCCAGCAGUCGCUUGUUUGUAGCGAGACCUCGGGCCGGUCCAUUACGGACUUCAGCGGGGUGACGCAGCUCAAGGAAGAACAUUUAUGAUCAUUUCUUCAUGGAAAUGCAAUCACACCGAGACGCUAAGGCAGAAAAACUACCACGUCUGCAGAGCAAAAUGAUAAAUAUGGUGAUUAGAAAUGAUCAUAAAUGUUCUUCCUUGAGCUGCGUCACCCUGCAGCAGUCAAUGAUGGACUGGCCCGAGGUCUCGCUACAAACAAGCGGCUGCUGGAAGAGAGUAGGUGAGUUGUGUUUAGUCUCUUUGCUAAAGAAAUUAGGCAAAGUUAAAAAGAUGUUUGGUGGCUAGUACUGUGGCUAGGACCCUAUACUGUUGCUAUAGUUAGGUGCUGUUCUGAGCAUUAUUUGUGGCUAUAGAGGCUGUUGAGGUUUAUGGCUCCUCAGACUGCUGUGUAUUGCUAUCGUGCGGUCGUUACUAAAGUUGGUAUAACUAGAGAAGCAAGCAGUUGGCAACAUUCAUCUCUCUGCAGGGUUGUUUCUGUGUGUUUGACCCUAAAUUAAUUUUAUGCCGGAAUAUCCCUGUAAGUAUGAAACUAGAGGCAACUAGCAGGCUAUGCUAGCUAACUCACUGAAACUAGCUCUAGUACAACGAAAAUUAAAUUCUAUUUCUUUCUUAAGCAGUAAAAGACAGUCUUCUCUUUUCAAUGUGUCUAUUUUAAAGUAAAUGCCUUCACUAUAGGUUUGUUAUACUUUCUUAUUCUCUUACGUCAUCUUUCUGUAUUUUCUUAAGGUUUAAACGCUGAUGCCGACCAGUGUUUUUGGCCUUUUUUGUCCUCAACCUGAUAAAACACAGUCUGAUUCUUUAUCUAACCAUCUCAAAGUUAAAUAAAUUCGGCAGCUAACAUGAAGUAAAGACAGCGGGCCCAGUCUCUUAGAAAACAAACUGUUGUUAUCAUUAACACUCAGGUCUCGAAACGGGCCAAUGCCAGCUGGAGCUGAUGGGAAACUAUGUUUACCCGUGUGUUUUUUUUGGAUAAUAGUGGCUGAUCAAGUCCUCUGUUUGUUUGCAUCGGUCAGUGUUCCCCUGCAAGUAUAAUCCAAGUGCAACAACCACAGGGCCAAAAGUAACUUCACUGGAGAAAGGCCUACUUCAUUUUAAGAGGACUCCAGAGACACACUUGAUUAUGAUCUCUUUGAUCUAUCCCUGUACUUUCAUUGUUUUUACUGUCAUCCGCAAAAACCAUCUAUAUUUCUUACUCUUAGUUUUAGCAAAAAACAGUGAGAUACAUUGAUUUUAUUUUUUGACGGUGCCUCCACUGUUAUGAUCCUUGAAUUUUCCUUGAAAAUCACCAACAAGUAAAAAUUGGAUUUGCUGAAAAAUAUAGUCAACUUAACACCUGAAAAUUCAGUGUGAAUGUUAGCAUCCUAGACUCCUAGACUGUUGUGUUUGUUCCAGUUAGCAACUGUUGGCAUAAUAACAUAAUAUGCCAGAUCCCAAUACAGUCUUACAGAACACAUACAACUCUUGCGAUCCAUUCUGCAGCAGAACGGAAAGAAGCCGGUGGAAAUUGACACAUUAACUUGAAUGGUUACGAUCAGCUGCGAUCGGUGGAUACGGCCUUUUCGUAGCUGUUCCAGAUGCGGUGGAAAUUGGGGGUGAGGUGUAACGACUACAUUUACAGACAAGAAUUUACCCCAUUUUUGUGACAGCUACUCUUAAACUUAUAUAUUUAAAAUUUAAAGCUUCUGUAAGUAACUGUAGGUUCGCUUUAACUUUGGCGCCCCCUGUGGUCAAAGCAGUCAUUGCUUAUCUUGUCCUUCACAUGCCUAAGUAGUGACAUCUGGAAGAAAAUCCUCAUCCUGCCGACCUUUGCCAGUCAAAUGUUUGAUGGACUGUGAAUUUUUUGUACAGAAAUUAUAUAAAAAUUUGGCGGUUUUUGUCGCUGCUUUGCUAACACCCUCCCCCCUUCAAAAAUGACCAUCAGUUUUGUUGCUAAUCAUCUUAUUUGCUUUUGUAUGUCAUCAAAAAGCAUCAUUAUGAAUUUCAUAAACAUCCAAAAACUUCUCAUGCGAGCUUAAAGUAUUGUCAUGCUUUCACAACAUCAGAGCGCCCCCUUGUGGACUGAGUCAAAUUGUCCUUAGUUGUGCUGACUGUCUUAAAAAAAAUAGUGGUUUCUUAAACUUUUGACCUUUAACCCAGGUUAUUGGGGACAUCUUUCUGGGCUUUUUCUGGGGAGAAUGACGUGAACUGGUGCAAUUCAGUGGAAAUGGAGACAGUGUCAGUCUACAAUGACAAAUAUGCGGAAAAUUAGGAUUUGGGAUGACGAUUAAAAAAGUAUUGGAAAACAAAUAUUGCCUGAAAUUCCCUUUUUGGAGUGUAAAGAGAAUAUUUUGACCAAGAAAGUCCACUUUCUGGAUCUUCUCCUAGAACUUUUAAUCAUAUAAGACAGAUUUCCCCCAAUAGAUCAAGUUUGCUGACAUGGCUAGAUUCCCAGAUUUAAUGGAAAUCAUGUGACGAAACUAAACAACCACUGAGAGACUUUGUCAAAGGUUUGGAGCCAGUGACCAAAUUGGCCGAAUGUUUCAGACUCUUUCUGGUUUGCUUCUUACUUUUGGAUGAAGAUCGACGUUUUCCUGUCAGAAAGGAAUCACAGUUUGAUCCCGAAUGAUGAAGUUUUAGAGCCAUCAAAUCAAAACUAGAAAAGUUCUCCUUUCAACGACCUCUCAGGGUCCUAACCUGCAGGUUGAGAGCUUCUGUUUCAGGUCACCUUGUGUCGAAGUCUCGGCGUGGCGUUGGCUUGUUUAUUUGUUGUCUGACUGCGAUCUGUUAGCGAGUUUAGAGGACCGCCUCAGAGGUGAAACUGCAGCUGUUAGCUCACAUUGUCUCAGCGGAUAAACAAACAGCCAGCUGGAGACUCAUAAAACAAAACCAGACAUGCUCUCAAGUCUCUAAAGAGGUUUUAUUCCCUCGUGUCGUUGAUGUAAUGUUGAAGUUGAGUCGCAUUAAUAUCCAGUUAUACAGAAUAUUUUGUGGCUUAAGUCUUCAAAAGUAAAAUUAAAUCAACUGAAAUCAUCUUUUUUUAAAUUCAGUGGGCUUAAUCAUUUACAGAUCCGCCUACGAAAGAUCAGCCCACUCAGUCCCACUCCAGAGGAUCGUCAUUGUUUGAAGCAGCAGCUCGCCCUGACGAGAUCUUUAAUCAGCCAACGCAAACAAACAAAAGUGUGUUCAUUUGGAUUUGUGUGCGUGCAGCUGAAGCCGGCCUUGUGAUCUGCAGGAAGCGGCGGCACAUUGAGUGUCUUUGUCCUUGCAGGAUGAAAGAAAGGCGUUGAGGGACCGGCCUUCUUCUUCUUCUUCUUUCUUUUUUGUAAGAGUUUAUAGGUGCAGCAAUAAAAGAGUGUCACUUUUCCUCCGGCGCUGCGGGGCUCCUCCACUGCUGCUGCUCUUGUUGUUAACAUGUUCUGAGCAGCAUUGUUCUGCCAUCAAUAUUCUCAUUCAUCUUUGUAAACCGAGGUUAUGCAACUCAGGAGACACACAAUACGGGGACUGUUUAGAGUUUCAGAGGCUGUUAAAAGUGCAGUAAUCCAUUUCAGAGGAGUGAUAAUUAAAAAUACAACUCGGUCACACAGUUUCCUGUUUCGGAGUGAAUGAACUCAUAGUUUGGGUUGUAAUGGUGUGAAAAGGUGAAAGAGAAAGGAGCGAUUGAAUUUUAGAUGACUUGAAAACAAUGACCUACAGCCAGGCAGGCGGACCUGUGAAGUUUUCAGCAAAUAGAGACAAAACUAACAUGAACAUUUAAUCAUUUAAUAUCUGAUUUCACCUCAAUCCAACUAACCCGAAUGCUCCUCACUGAAUGCUCCUUAUAGCUGCUUUAAACAUGUGAUCUCCUUAAUGCUAAAGCUAAAAACAACAUGCUAGUUACAAACUCUGUUCGUAUGAAAACAAUGAAACACACUUUUUCAUCAAGAUAGAGGUUGUAAAUCAAAUAUAAGAAGAAAAAAAUCAUAUCAAAAUUAAACAGUAUGUCAUGAUAUGUUUUGUUAACUUAGUUUUCUCCUCAUGUUGUUUAUUUGAGUGCUUUGUGUUUUGUCAGUUAGUGUCUUACCCUCCUCCUGUUCUCAGUGUUUUAUUCUGUAGAUCAGUUUUCAGUGUUUCCUGUUUUAUUUUGUAGUAGUUGAUUCCUUGUGUUUCUAGUCUGGUUUCACUUCCCUAAUUGUCUCUCCUUCGUUAAUCACCCAUGAGUUUCACCUGUGUCUCGUCUGCCUCACCUGUUGCUCGUUUCCCAGUGGGAAUAUAGUCUCAGGCUGUGUCUAAAAUGAAUCACUCAACCCCUAACCCCCAUAUGGGAUUUUACUAUUUAGUUGACUAUGUAGUGAACUCAAUUACCGGAGGUUUUGUGCGCUACAUGGCAAGACGCAAUGCAUGAUGGGAUGCCCAUCACCGGUGAGUGGCCAUCGGAUUGAACUGCCAACCUUGUGAUUAAAAGAUUACCCACUCGACCACUGAGCCAUAAAUAUGAUUGCAGUAAAAAAAAAAGAAAGUCCUUCUUGAAACAGAGCAGAAGGUGUUCAGCUCAGUUCCAGGUGUAAAACCUUCACCCCCUAAAAGGCGCUGAGACUCUCCCCUCAUAUUUGGUUUGGUGUGACAGAUUUAGCACUUUCCUACGUAUUUACACUGGAUUUUAUUAUGUGUGACAGUGAAUAAUCUGGUUUGUCGUCCACAGACACCGUCUAAAUUCCAGCAUGGGGGGAAAAUAAACACAAACCCCCCAGCAGCAGCAGCAGCUUUCAGGGUUGGGGAGUAAAAAUGACAGCAGCUAACCAUGAAGGGACAAAAACAGGAGGACUGGUAGCUAAAUCUGGGAGACUGUCGCCAUUUGGCCGCCAUUACCGAGCGCUCAGUGCGGGGUGACUCCUGUAAAUCUCUCAGCAGGACGUUGAGAGUCUCAGCGAAGAAUUCAACAUGUCCACUCAUCAAGGUGAAGAGUGGGUUUUAAUAGUUUCAGCAGAGAGACGCAGUACUCAGACAGGAUGGACGACUGUUCGGUUUAUUGUCUCUAAAUGAGGAGGAGAAAGAGGGUGACAUGUAUUCCUGGCUGCAAACCAAAAGGACACCUGUAGUGAACGCCUCCUGAACAAGGUGUGACGGACUGUGAGUCAGUUUUACAGACUAUAAACGUCAGUCUGCGCCGUGUGAGAGAAUGAAUAGAUGCUUGACAGAUGUGUCUUUGCUGUCAGUUGUGACCUUAAAGAAAGAACAAUAAUAAAGAGGCGGACUCUGGCAGGGGGGAAGAAAUAAAGAAAAGGGCAAACUUUACUGUUUCUAUAACGUAACCACUUGUUCACAGACCAAAACCGAGCUAUCGUUUAGGUCCUCUCAUACAAAAAUCUCAUAUUUGGGAUAAUCUUUGUUGUAGCCAUUGAGUUUCUGACGGUCUGUGAUGUUGGUUUAUUCUUUUAAUAAAGCUGCUUUCCCUUCUGUUUGGUAAAAUAGUGAGGAGAAAAAGCUGUUUUUUUAUUUCUUACAAUAAAUAGAUUAAAUACAGGAUAUAAAGCAUGUUAAUAGAGAAGCGAAUUGUGAGUUUUCAACUUCGGCAGGACCAAAAUUUCUUGAUAAUUCACACUUUAUUAAAGGGAUAUUCCAGUGUAAAAUUAAUUCAGGGUCAAACACAAGGUAACAACGAGUUAGACACCCCCUCGAGAGAUGAAUGUUGACGACCGCUUGCUUCUCUAGUUAUACCAACUUUAGUAAUGAUCACAUGAUAGCAAUACACAGCGGUCUGAGGAGCCAUAAACAAACCUCAACCAAAACGCCACUCUAUAGCCACAAAUAAUGCUCAGAACAGCACCUAACUUCAACACAGUACAUAUAGGGUCCCAGCCACCAAACAUCUUUUUAACUUUGCCUGAUUUCUUUAGCAAAGAGACUAAACACAAUUCACCAACUCUCUUCCAGCAGCCGCUUGUUUGUAGCGAGACCUCAGGCCAGUUCAUUACGGACAACAGCAGGGUAACGCAGCUCAAGGAAGAACAUUUAAGUUCAUUUGUUCAAGGAAAUGAUAAAGUAAUGGUCAUAAAUAUUCUUCCUUGAGCUGCGUCACCCCGCUGUAGUCCGUAAUGAAACGGCCCCGAGGUCUCACUACAAACAAGUGGCUGCUGGAAGAAAGUAGGUGAGUUGUGUUUAGUCUCUUUGGUAAAGAAAGUAGGCAAAGCUAAAAAGAUGUUUGGUGGCUUGUACUAUGGCUAGUACCCUAUAUGUUUUGAUGAUGAAGUUAGGUGCUGUUCUGAGCAUUAUUUGUGGCUAUAGAGUGGCGUUUUGGUUGAGCGCAGGGUUCCUGGGACUGCUGUGUAUUGCUAUUGUGCGGUCGUUACUAAAGUUGGUAAAACUAGAGAAGCAAGCGGUCGGCAUAAAUCUCUCUGCGGGGUGUCUAACUCAUUACAGUAUGUUUGACCCUAACUUAAUUUCACAACGGAAUAUCCCUUUAAACUAAGCUAGCCACCACCCAACUUUUCCUUCUGUAUGACUCUUUCUGCUUUCUCCUAUUGUGUCCUUAUUACAAGGUUCAAAUGGACGGGGUCCUGUGGGAGCUAUAAAAUGUUGAUUGUAACACUGAUGAUGGUUUUUAAUUACUCAUUGCUGUGGCUUGGCUGAGGUCCCAUCUGAACUCCUUUUUUGUUACCCUGAGGAGAAUUCGAUGACAGACAACAGCUGCAGACCGCAGAAUGUGUCCACAGAUGCUGAGGUUCAGGAAGAGAAACAUAAAACUAGUAACUGUGAAGACUAUGUGUGGAAGGAAAACCAUUGUUCUGUCGCUGCGUUCAGCGUGGACGUGGGCGGACGAGAAUAGAAACUCAAACUACUACAGACAAUUUAGGAGGGAAGUUGGACUGAAUCUGACAGAAAACAGACAGGAUGUGAUGUUUCGUCUCAGCGUGGUUUUCCUUCUUGUUUUGUUGACCUAGCUGGAUGCCCUUGAAGAGGAAGUUGUGUUGUUAUCUGUGCAGAGGGACGUAUGGGGGUCCUAGAUGUUGGAGGAGGGAGUUUCUGCCUCUGACAUUGAGUUUGAGAAUGACCGAGAGCAGACUGUGUUUAUCUUUUUUAUGUUUAUCUGAAAUUCCUGCAUCAUUGGUUAUUAGAAAGAAAAUGUUUGAUGGCAGACAGACAUGAGGAAUGUAAACUACGCUUUCAAGACGUCUCCUUACAAGACCAGAUGCAAACAUUCUGAAGUCACAGAGCAUGAGGAGAGUUACCUGUUAACAUUUAGAGGAAACCUUCAUCACGACAGAGCGUCAACUCUUACCGAAAUGUUUCUCCAAGAAAGCAACUGACCUCCUCGUCCUCUCAUCAUUUCCACCAGGCCGAUGACGUCUACUCCUGAUGAGAGGAUGCAGAGGGGGGUCUUGAAUCAUCCCUCAGGGAAAAUCCAAAGCCACACAUUUUGUUUUGUUUUUUUAAAAGCUGCACUUUGUUGAACCAACCUACUUUUUUGACAUUAAGGGAACUCAUCAAAGUCAUUCAGUGCCCAAAAUAGAUGGUGAAAAUGAUAAACGGCGACCUUUACCAAGUCAAAUAUUUUCACGUCUGGCUUUCUGAUCGUGAGCAUGAACGUAUAAACUAAACUCCACAGGCCUUAUCCAUCAUGUUCACCCACACUGUACAGGAUAUAGCAUCUUCACAGAUAUACAGUCGGGUAUUUUAACCCCUCACAGUUCAUUUCCUCACUCAUUUCCCUUUGCUGCCGCACAACACACUCUGUUAAUGCCUCCAUGUAAUUAGUAUUAAUGUUGAAGUAAGGUUACGGUGCAAGUCUUUACAAACCCCAGCACCUACUUAGCUUAAAGGGAUAUUCAGGGCGUAAAUUUAAGUUCAGGUCCAACACACCAUAACACAGAGUUAGACAUGCGUCAGGAGAUGAAUGUUGCUGACUGCUUGCUUCUCAAGUUAUACCAACUUUAGUUACAACUGCAGGAUAGCAAUACAGAGAGCCACGGGUUCAACCAAAACGUCACUCUGUAGCCACAAAUAAUGCUCAGAACAGCAAAGAGACUAAACACAACUCACUUACUUUCUCUCUUGCGACCUCUUGUGAGUCCAUUACUACAGCGGGGUGACGCAGCUCAAGGAAGAACAUUUAUGAUCAUUUCUUUAUCAUUUCCUUGAAGUAAUAAUCACCAUAUUUUGCUCUGCAGACGCAGUAGUUCUUCUGCCUUAGCGACUCGGUCCUGUAUUUCCAUGAGGAAAUGAUCAUAAAUGUUCUUCCUUGAGCUGCGUCACCCGGCUGUAGACCGUGAUAGACUGGUCGAGGUCUCGCUUCAAAUAAGCGGCUGCUGGAAGAGAGUAGGUGAGUUGUGUUUAUUCUCUUUGCUGAAGAAAUUAAGCAAAGUUAAAAAGAUGUUUGGUGGCUAGUACUAUGGCUGGGACCCUACACGUACUGUUGAUGAAGUUAGGUGCUGUUCUGAGCAUUUUUUGCGGCUAUAAAGUGGCGUCUAGGUUGAGGUUUGUUUAUGGCUCCUUAAACCGCUGUGUAUUGCUAUCAUGUGGUCGUUGCUAAAGUUGAUAUAACUAGAGAAGCAAGCGGUCGGCAACAUUCAUCUCUCGAGGCGGUGUCUAACUCGGUGAUGAGGUGUGUUUGACCUUAAAUUAAUUUUACGCUGGAAUAUCCCUUGAAACCUAAGUAAGUGAAAUCAGUAUUUAUUUGUUGUUUCUGUCAGAGAAUUUAGUAUUAUCAAAAUGUGAGUGAUAAAAAAUUUUGGACUGAUAUAAGAAAUUUGGACUCUAUCUCUUUGGAGUCACAUUUUUUGUGACUUGCAGCAAAGGCUGUUAGUCAAACCAGCGUCCACUACAACAAUGAGUAGAGCCUCUACACACUGGGCGCUUGUACCGCUAGACCUUGCCGCCUCAAAUGUCACUCUUCAUCGUAAAUAUUUAUGUCAAUCUGAUAAAAACAACAUGCUUGGACCUGGGCUCUGUUUUAGGUCAUCUAAGAUUCGAGGUGCAUGCAACUGUGUACAAAAUUUUAUGAGAAGCUUUUCGCCGAUUCAAAUUUGACAAAAAUAAAAGCGCUUUCGGGGGAAAUCCUGCUGAAAUUGCAAAGCGGUUUGGUGGAUGUUUUUGUUUGUCUUUAGUUAAGAGGCAGUUUUUCUAAGACAAACUGCCCAUUUUUAAGAGGUUGUGGUAGAAAAAAAAAGAAAAGAACAAUUUGGUAGAAGGCCUUGUAAUUAUCUGAGCAACCAUAAAACCAUCCCUGUGAACCAUUCACAGAUGUGGAGGAUCACAGUACAUCAUUAAGAGUAAGCUAAAGUUGCAGAAAGAAAACCUGACAAGUUUAAAUGAUGUUUUUUUGAUAAAGAAAGCUGUAGACAAAAGAAAUAAAGCAGAUAAAAGAGUGGUAUGUCCCUUUAAAGUCAGGCCAAACAAAGAUGAAAAACCCUCCAGAGUCUUUGAAAUCAAGAACGCUGUCGCAGUUCAGCUCCCAACAAUUAAUAUUGUUUGGUUGUUCUUUCUCAAUGCCAAACCGCCACAGGGGGUUUCAUACAAGAAUGAGAGGGGAGGGGGAGCCAGACGUCACUGAGCUUUCCUUUAUUAGUGAGUGAUGCUGUAACAGGAGAAGCAGUUAUGUCGAUACUGGACUGAUUUAUGGUCAAUCAGGCAGAACUCUUUAGACUUAAAUUGUUCACUCAGCCCUUUCUCUGCUCACAGUGGUGGCUUUUCUGCAUGUGGAACAGUUGGAACAAUGUUUAACCCUUAAUUGCAGUGUGAUGUAAACCAUCUCCAUUUCUCGCAGAGUGAAGGUUAAUCUUUUCCAAAGCCACCCACAACAUCUUUCUUUACCCAGAAUCUUGUUUUUUUUCUUCUCCGCAGAGGCAAUUUGUCCCAGAAAUCCCCUCUAAAUCACUGGUAUGUCCCUCUCCUUGGCAAAAACUUGACAAAAGCUCCUCAGGAUCAACAACUCCUGUACUCCUACCCAAAGGUGUACCACAGGGUUCAGCGCUUGGUCCUCUCUGAGUUCCUCUUCGUCUUUGUCUUCUUCCUAUUCAACAGAUGAUGCUAGAUGAAGGUUUUCUUGCACCUAGACCAGCUAAAUCACCUUUUUAUUAAUGGACACAAGCUAAAAACAUCUCACACUACAACUCAGUUCUCGUUUUCUUCAUGGAAAGACUGGACCAGAUGGUAGCAUUAAACUUACAUGGAGUCAUCCAUAGAUGAGUUUGUGACCAGCCUUUCUUAGGAGAAAAUUAACAAAUGUACAAAAGCUAAUUUCUAAAUCAUUGCUACCUUUUAUGAUAUCCUUGUAAUAUUCCAGUAUUGUAUGUUAUAUUUCAUGUUUUUCACUGGCCUAGUUGUGUCUGCUUCGAGUGUCAUACUGAGAAUGCUCGUUGUGUUGCAGCCAAUACGGAUCAUGAAUGGCACACCUAAUUUACAUACAAGACUGUUGAUACACACUAGACGUGAACCAGACACGGCUAGGCCAGAGAAAAACACCAAAUAUAAUAUACAACACUGGAAUAUUACGACCCCGUUUUAUUAUGUCCAUGUUGUAGGUAACAAGGACAUCAUAAAACUUAGCAAUGAUAAAUAAAUCAGCUUUUGUACAUUUGUUAAUUUUCCCCCAAGAAGGGAGGUGUGUGUGUCGCCUAUCUUGUAUGUAAAUUAGUUGUGCCAUCUCGUGCUCGGCUCGUUCUCAUCUUACUUUUUCCUCGCUUCUUGCUCGGAAAAUUCCUCUUACUUUCCCAACCAAAACUUGACAAGUAUGGAUGGUACUCAUGCGUCACUCCCAAAUUCACCGUGCACAAAGGCCCCCUGCUGAGGAGAGUUUCCUGUAACUUAGAGCACUGGCACCCAGAGUGACGAUUUACAGAGCGGUUUAACCAAGCCCUGAGGCCACACUUCUUCUGUUCCCCUGACUCUAACCUCCCAUUCCCUCUCUUUAGGGAAGCUGUUGUGAUUUCAAGGAUCUGUCUUAGUUCAGGAUAUAACUCAAAACUAUCAUUCCCAUCUUUGUUGGGAGUGUUUGCCUGCUUAUGAUUAUAUUUUAGCUCUACUGGAUGUAGAGCUGAAUGUGUCUCCCUCCUAUUUUUUACCUGUCUUCUUGGUCUUCAUUUCCCAGCUCUCUAUCCAAAAAACUGUAACCUCUCUUCAUCCUGCUCUCUUUCUCUCUCUCUUUGUCUUACUUAUCUCACUUCUCCUCCUUCCUGCGUUGUCUUUUGGCUAAAGCUAAACUGCGCCUGUGAUUUUUCUCCUUUUAUUUACAGGAGUUCAGCCAGAGACAGAAACCAUGAGUGACCGACUCGACUGCGAAAACUGCAAGGAGUCCCUGUGCGGGCGCAAAUACAUCCAGGUGGAGGGAAAGCCUCACUGCAUCCCCUGCUACGACCGCCAGUACGCCAACACCUGCCAGGAAUGUAAAGAAGUAAUCGGCCAUAAUGCAAAGGUCAGUAAUAGGAGCUUGUUUUGUACGAGCGCAACUAUUAACGCCUCUGACAGCUUUCUAGGGAGUCCAGGUGGAGUUCUUGGAAAACAGAGCUCUAGUUACUGAGUGUGAAACUAUCUGUAGUUCCCUUUAAGUGCCCAGAAGCUUUAUUUUUGUGAAAACUAAAAACACAGUCUCAAAGGAAACAACCAGACAUCCUGUAAAUCACGGCUCUGCUUGCUUUGGCCAUCCCUCCUCUGCGCAAGACACAACAUCCAUCCCUCAUACGUCUCUGUCUCUCUGCUGUAGCUUUCCCAACACCUCAAAAAUAAGCUUUUCACCCCACACCGUUCAACGGGUUCAUUUAUAACAGGGCUCACUUGAACUGUAGCUGAACCAGAAUACGAGCAGCUGUUAGUCGGAAUUCACAAAGUGGGUUAUUCUGAUUUUUAAAGAAAAUACAGACGAUUUUUUUCUCAUUUCCGAAUCUCUUCUUUGGAGGAAAGCAGGAUGUCUUAGAAAGCUGGGAACUCUGGGCUCCACGUCAACAAUCACUGAAAGAGAAAUGUUGACGUGCGACUGAGAAGAAAACAGAAUCCUGUGGUUGACCGUGACCUCUGACUUUAGAGCAGAUGGGAGUAAAAAAUAUCUGCUUGGAACAAUAACAUCCACUAUCGACUUUUUUUAUCAUCAUACAGUCAAAAGUAGAAAGUUUGAGUGACCAACCUGACAUUUUCAGACAUUUUUCAGACAUUUCCAACCUUUUAACUGAAUUGAUUUCUCUUUCCUUUCCUUAGGAGCUCUUCUACGAGGAUAGGUAUUACCAUGCACACUGUUUACGUUGUUUCCGCUGCGACCGCUCCCUGGCGGACGAGCCCUUCACCAGCCAGGCCGAAGCGCUGGUGUGCAGCGACUGCUACUGCAACGAGUACUCCUCCAAGUGUGUGGCCUGUGAAAAGAUAGUCAAGCCAGGUAGUAACAACAAAGAUCAACUGUUUAACUUUUUUUCCUCCUCCAAGUUCACUCACCCCCCUCCUCAGACGUUUGUGUAAUCGCUGACAGGCAGAAAGUUCACACCCUGUAUUUGCACGGAUAAAGAGGCUAAUGAGUUUUUGUUAUCUGGGGUGUGACAGCUUAGAUGUGACAGAAUGAUUGUUUCCUUGCUUGGCUGAAAAUAUCUCCCAGCAGGGUUUUCAGCUCAGGGCGCUGUGUGACGACACUUUGGUGCAGCGGCGGCGGUGUCGGAUGACUGAAAAUUACCCAGGCCUUGUGGGCUGUGUGGGAUUUUUUCGCUCACCGCUUCUUUUCUGAAAUGAGCAGUCUUUUUCUUGAGUUUCUGCUCGGCCUGGAAUGCCUUGAAAUGCUGCUGACCUCGCCCCCAGUUUCUUCUAAGUGCAGCCAAGUUGAAGCUUAAAAACGCUGUCAUCUCUCCGGGCCGCAUUUCGGGUCCCAGGAGUCGCAAAACAGAGCCAGGGAUUAAAUUCUGACGUCCAUUUUUUGGCCAAAUUUACCUAAAACUCUGCAUCAAAGAAUCUUCUACCUACAAAUUCCCUUAAACAAUGACAGUGCUAAAAAGUUCAGCCCAAGCUCAGUGCACAUUCUGGUCUUAUUUUUGAUAUGAUAACAGGAAGAACAGCAUCAGCGUGUAUUUCAGCUGUGUUGAAAUGCUAGAAAUCUGCUUUGUUACAGCUUGUCAGAUUGUUUAAAUGCAGGUUAAGAUGAUGCAAUUGAGUAUUUGUGUGAAAACAGGUUCAGCUGUCACACUCAAUAACAGUCUUUAGGUUUCUUUUGUGCUCGUGUGAUCACUAUCAGAUGUCAUUCCGGUUUACGGUUUUGCACCACAGGUUCGAAAAGUCAGAGAGAAGAACAACAAACAAUCACUUCGCUCCUAAUCUGCUCCUUCUCUUUGUUUUUGUUGUUGCUGCAGGUUCAAAGCUGUUGGAGUACGGCGGCUCCACGUGGCACGAGGACUGUUUUACGUGUCAUGGCUGCGAGAAGCCGAUCGGCGCCGAGGCCUUCAUCCCGGACCAGAAUCACUACUACUGCGUGCCGUGCUACGAGGGCCGGUUUGCCCCUCAAUGCAGUCACUGCAAGAAGGUAAACCAGGCUUAGUUUGCAGGAUACUUAUCAGUGCUGUCAAGAUAAUGUGAAGGAGAAAGACCAGAACAGCUCUCUCUUCUCUUCUUGUAAGAUUAGAUUAUAUGUUGUUCUCUAUGUAAGACCCCAGACUCUUUUACAUGCGCACUCCUGAAAUUUUCUGGACAUUUUCCGGAGCCCUGACCUAAAUAUUUUCCACAUGUCCUUUCCAGGGUUAAGUUUACCCUCAAUGGUGAUCAUUGUUUUGUGUAAAUGAAUGGUUGUGCAGACAUCGCUACUGUUCACGUCUUUGAAAAUGAACCUCCUUCUUCAACUAUUGAUGUUUUUAUUCAUCCUCUUGCAUGUCGUUCUCCCGAAUUUGCACCAGUUGCUCUACAUAAAUAACACCAUCCACUUUUAUAACCUGCUGUGUGAGUUCAAUGAAAAAAUUUGUUCACUCAGUCCAGUUUAAAUUGACAUAAAAUUGAAGUUAGUUGUGUUCACACAUACAGCCCACCCUGAAAAUUUCGGAAAAUUGUCGCUGUGUGAAAAUGCAGCUAAACAAAAACUUUCUUUCUGCUUUAUAUGUCUCCAAUUUUUUUACAGCGUCUUAUAUUUUCUUCCACUUUUAUGUCUUGUCUGCUUAAAGAUGCAGCUCCAUUUCUACUUGAAUAAUAUGUAUAAUAAAUAUAAAGAUGCUUCUGUAAUUUUCUUGAUAAUUCAGAUGAAUGGUUUCAUGGCUAUAAUUUCCCAGGAAAAUUGUUCUUUUUUUGUACAUCUAAAACCCCAAUUUUGAUUGAUUUAAAACCAAGAAGUAGUACAAAAAUCACUCACUUUUUGUGAUUCCUUUGUUUGCUGGAUAACUUUUCUGUCUUUUUCUUCCUUUCUCUAUAUAUUGUCUUUAAUUUUUUGCAUGUAGUUGCAUGUAAUAAGAAAAGUACACACAAAAAUAAUCAAAGAGCCCUCACUGCAAAGUUUGCGCUGUCGUAAUCCCACAGAGCGGAGAGAACUAGCCAAUAAAAAUGACCACAGAGCUUAUUUCUUCCUGUAUAUUACAGUCAUGAAUUACUGUAAUCAAAUUCAAUAAAUAUAACUUCACAACGAUGACGGUUUCACUUUUUAAAUUAAUUAUGUGGGAGGAUAAACCAACAUGGGAAAGUUUCAUCAUGACAUAAAAGGCUUGAAUUCGUCAUUUUAAUGACUCUUUCCUGCUUAAUCCUUGUUGACUUUGUGGUUUGGUUGCUCUGUCAUAAUGUUCUGGUUGGCGAGCCAUAAAUGUGUGAACCACAAAUGUUAGGAAAUACGGCGCACACUCCCAUGUUUCCAGUGGUUUAAUUUAGUCAAUUCCAAGUUAUGAAAAUUAAUUAUGAUGUUUGGAAAAAAAGGCAAAAAUAGGAUAAAAAAAAAAAACCUGCACUGAUACAGAAAUGCUACCAGACAUAAUUACCAUGUUGAGGUUUACACGGAUGUGUUUUUGUCCUGCAGGCUCUGACUAAAGGCGGGGUGACCUACAAGGACGAGGUGUGGCACAGGGAGUGUUUUCUCUGCACGGGCUGCAAAGCUCCACUAGCCGGACAACCUUUCACCUCUCAGGGGGAGAGUCCGUACUGCGUCAAGUGUUUCAGCAGCCUGUACGCCAAAAAAUGUGCCGGCUGCAACUCGGCCAUCACAGGUCAGUGGUUCGCACACAGUCAUCACCUAAUGUUUGGCUAACAGGUGAGGUUGUUGCAAAGAGUUCCUGGUUCAAUACUUGUUUGUUUUUUGUCUAGACUUAGACUUAAAGCGAGUAAAACACGAAACAAUAAUCUGAGAAAAACAAGUGUGGGCAGUCAGGUGACUUGAUUAACAAGGAAAGAGCAGCACGCUUAACAUCAGUCCCAGUUUUCUUGCUUUGCACACAGAAAGACGUAAAGGACAAAUGUCUUAAAAAGUUGGAUUUUAUUUUAUUGCUAGGAUCAAACAAGCAGCAAAUGUUAACGAGCUUAAUUGGACACACCUGGAGCCUCCAGGUGUGUCCAAUUAAGCUCUCUAGCCUGACUGAGAAGAACUCAAAGACUCAGACAGACCUCGAUGAUAGUUGAUUAAGACUGAAAAGUUUCCAGUCAGAUGACUUCCACUUUAAAUAUUGUCUUUGUGUGCCAAACUGAGCGGGUCUAAAUAUAUCCCACUUUUGUGUUGUAAAAAUUCUUCCUAUUGUCCAAAGAAAUCCCUUCACAAUAAAAAGCCAAGCUGUGUUUUGCUGCACUACAUGAAUGCACAAGUGAAAGCAGGAAACACUCAGUUCUGGAUGUUAUUGGGAGGGUAGGACAGUGGAGUGGAAACUGAAAGGAGAGAGUGGGGGGCGAUGUACUCCAAAGGUCACAUGAUUGGAUUCAAACCACCUGUUUGGAGGUCCAUGUCCUCUGUGCAUGGGACACAAAUCACUAGGGAGUUAACUGACCCCUUUAAAGUUUUGGGUACCAUAUAUGGAGCUGAAUCUGGUUUUACAAAGCUGGUAGAGGCUGUGGAGUGAGGUGAAAAUUUUGGUGAGGAACUUUUGGCGCCCCCUGUGGACAAAAAGUCUAAUUUUGUUGUCUAUUCACUUCAGCUGUCUCUUAACAAAAAAACUCAUCCUGCUUACUUCUACUGCCAAGUGUGUCCUUUUUGUAAAUAUUUAAUGAAAAAUGUUAAACAGGGCUGUUUCUUUAGCAAUUCCACCUAUAUCUACGGUGGCCGAGAACUGCCACUGCUGCAAAUAAAAAAGAAUGCAAAAAAAAAAAAGAAGCCACAAUGGACACACACACACACACACACACACACACACACACACACACACACACACACACAAAAACUGGUGAUACAAAAAAAAAAAAAAAAGAAGUUACUUACUGUGAAAAUAAAAGGAUGCAAAUUCAAAAAAGCCACAGUGGAAGUGAGCUGCUGGGGACUUUUUUGCAUCGCCAAUUUUUUUUGUGUUGUUGACUUCCAUUGUGGCUUUUAAAAAAAAAAAAUUAUCUGUAUUGUUUCUUUUUUUAUUUGCAGCGGGCUUCGGUUUCGUUUUUUUUUUUUCUUUUUUGCAUCAGUAACUUCUGUUGUUGCUUCUUUUUUGCAUUCUUUUUUGUUUGCAGCAGUGGCAGUUCUUGGCCACCGUAUAUACCUACCCCUCAUACCUAUUUCAGGUAUUAAAAAUUAAAAUACAUGAAUCCUGUUGCUGAUGGUCUUGUUUGCCUUCCUAUGUCGUAAAAAGGUCAAAAUAUGAAUUUCAGUCUAUUUCGUAAAUGUCAAAACUCCUCACAGGAGCUUUAAAUACUACAAACGCUGGAAUAAUAAAGUAAUUUUACAGUUUUGAAUAAUAGUCCUGUGUGUUGAUAGCUCUAAUCUGGCAUCACAAAAUAAGUAUCCUUAAACCGAGCCAGAGUACACUUGCUUCUAUGAAAACAAAUUCACCAUCUGAGGACUGUAACAGAUCUGUUUGACACAUUAAAAACUGAACAUGUGGUUGCUCUGAGUGAAGACAGAAAAAAACAAUCAAAUCAAAGUGAAGACUAUGUCCAAUAUCUUGGCUAUCUUGCCAGUCUCAUCUGCCAGUAUUUCAGUAUUGGCAGAGAAACGUCACAUACCAGAGUUAAAUGAGAGGCUGACUGACUGGAGUGGUUUUGACCACAGCUAUGAACUGGAUGCCAGCAGGUUGACAUAACUGGCGGUUUUUUAUAUUGUUACUGCCAACUGCUGAUGUUAUCUUGGAUUUAUUUGUGUAAUGUGUGCAAUGUAGCAAGCCCGUCAUUAACUCUAUUUUCCACCCCUUGUAAAACAUUCCUCCCUUAUUUGCUCAUGUGUUGCGUUUGUGUGCAACAGGGUUCGGAGAUGGGAAGUACGUUUCUUUUGAGGACCGGCAGUGGCACCAGCCGUGCUUUAAGUGUUCGCGCUGCUCCGUGUCGCUGGUGGGAUCCGGUUUCUUCCCCGACCGCGAUCAGAUUCUGUGUACGGACUGCAACAGCGACGAGUGAUCGAGGCUCGCCGCACCUGUGACACCUGGGAAAAAACUUCUAAACCUCAGUCUCACACAUGAACACUGCAGCAGUUUGGUCACAGUUUAAAGAUGAAACUAAACUUUGUAUUUGCAACUCAAACUUCCUGUCAGCAUCAUUGAAAUGUUUGCUUUAAUUCUGCCUGUGUUGUACAUGUACGACUUCAUGUUCCCUUUAUUUUAUUCUUUUGCACAUUUAAGCCUAAAGAUAUAAAAAAUACGUGUAAGCUUUUUAGGUUAAACCAUUUCUUUAUGCAUUACACUUUUUAAUACCAUUUAUUUGUGAAUGCUAGAUAGAAAUUUGAUCAUUAUGACUCAUGCUUUUCUUACAUAUUUAUAGUAUUCUCGUGUAUAAAGCUGCCGUCCUCUCUCUCUCUCUGCUUGCUGUAUCCAAACCUCUUUCUUUAAAAUGAGAGUUUUGUUAAAAAGAUACAACUCUCACAAGCGUAAAUGCAAUAAAAUGUCAUAAAACAAAAAGGA
Xyrichtys novacula (pearly razorfish) is the source of this 21958-nucleotide messenger RNA. The record is from the annotation of a GenBank genome assembly. Lineage: Eukaryota; Metazoa; Chordata; Actinopteri; Labriformes; Labridae.